Molecule: messenger RNA, 1513 nt
Organism: Bipolaris maydis ATCC 48331
Lineage: Eukaryota; Fungi; Ascomycota; Dothideomycetes; Pleosporales; Pleosporaceae
Biological process (GO): secondary metabolic process
Cellular component (GO): cytosol; cytoplasm
Molecular function (GO): hydrolase activity; carboxy-lyase activity
Source: RefSeq, a predicted model, not a curated record
AUACUGAACCUUGUCCAAAUAUUCUCAGUAGCCUGCACCAUCACGAUUGCAGCCCCGCAACAUACCACCAAUAUGUCCCACCCACUACCCAGACGAAUCGAUGUACACUCUCAUUUUCUUCCGCCAUUUUAUCGCACCGCACUAGCUGAGAAUGGGCACUCGAACCCCGAUGGCAUGCCCGCCAUCCCAGAAUGGUCUCUUGAGCGCCAUCUUGAGAUGAUGGCCACGGCUAACGUAUCGAGGUCCAUCCUCUCCAUAUCCUCGCCCGGGACGCACAUUGUACCUGGCAAAGAUGAUUUGGGCCGGGAUCUAACGCGUCAAUGUAACCACUACGCUGCGCAGCUUAAGAAGCAACAUCCCGACAAAUUUGGCGUAUGGGCCGCGCUACCGUUACCAGACGUCGAAGCUGCGUUGGUAGAGAUUGAAACGUGUAUCGGCGAAGGGGCAGAGGGUUUCGGGCUAAUGACCAACUACCAUGGUAAUUAUGUCGGUGGAAAAGAGUUGGAUCGCGUCUUCGACAAACUCAACCAAAUCGGCGCAACCGUUUUUAUUCACCCUACAAAACCGUGCAUAAAGCAUGGCAAUGCGACAUCGUCUGCACAAACCACUGACGCGCUGCCAUUUGACAAUCAGUACCCUGUUCCCAUAUUUGAAUUCCUCUUCGAUACGGCGCGCGCUGUCAUCAACCUCUUCAGCACAGGGACUGUGGAUCGCUGCCCGAACAUCAAGUUUGUCAUUCCGCAUUCUGGAGGUGCCUUGCCACCGCUGUUGACACGCUUCAUUCAGUUCUCCAGUGUGGUGCCUGGUGGGAGGGUUUUGAGUGCUUCAACAGUACGACGCCAACUAGAAACCCAGUUCUAUUUUGAUCUAGCUGGCUUCGCCUUUGACGGAGAAAGUGGUGGGAAUGGACAGCUGAAAGCGUUCGUCGAAGGGUUCAACAUUUCACACAACCAAUUUCUUUAUGGAAGCGACUUUCCCUUUACGCAAACUCAGUUCGUCAAGUCAUUCGCAGAUCGAAUGAAGGAUGGUCUCGAGAAUCUCUUCAGUGAAGAACAGAGGAAUGCGAUAUAUGUAGGUAACGCAGUGAAGCUACUGGGAGAAGAUAAUCAUGCAGGAAUGAGGCUUGAACGGCUCUGAGAGCCAAAGACAAUAAAUUGUUUUCGUAACGACUCUUAUAUAUACUUGUACGGGUUCAUGAUACCGUUAGGAUCAUAGAGAUCUUUGAUCUGCUUCAUCAGCUUGAUCAUGGUUUCACUCUUACUGUAGCCAAUGUACGGCUUCUUGGUAACACCCAAACCAUGUUCGGCACUAAUGCUACCGUUUCGCUUUUGUACCCACUCAUAUACAAACGGCUCAAGCGCCUUCUCCACAGUCUUGUCAAACUUUCUCACUGGGAUGUUCAGAUGCAGGUUGGCAUCGCCCAUAUGGCCGUAUCCUACAACAUCAACGACUGGGUGCGUAGGAUCACUACCGAGGAGGCCAGCCUCGGUCAACCGGUCGCGCGUCUCAUUGA